Vitis riparia (riverbank grape) is the source of this 2362-nucleotide messenger RNA. RefSeq names its product something about silencing protein 10. NCBI's taxonomy places the organism in Eukaryota, Viridiplantae, Streptophyta, Magnoliopsida, Vitales, Vitaceae. The record is from RefSeq and is a predicted model, not a curated record. The transcript is spliced from 17 exons. Gene Ontology annotation, biological process: maturation of SSU-rRNA from tricistronic rRNA transcript (SSU-rRNA, 5.8S rRNA, LSU-rRNA). The coding region runs from base 128 to 2143 and encodes 671 amino acids. Gene Ontology annotation, cellular component: small-subunit processome; nucleolus.
ACCCCAAAUCUUUAAGUUAUAGGGUUUUAGGAAGGUUGCAGGCUUGCAGCUGCAGACUUCUGAAUUGCAGAGAAGACCAAGGCGAUUUCGAAAGGUAAUUUCAGUUGACCUAAAAGCUUCAUAAGUAAUGGGUAAGAGAGGAAGGAGUCAGAAGAAAGACAACAGAAAUCCAAAGAGAAGAACCCGGGACAAAGAUGCCCUUCCUGAAAACAUGGAUGAUGAGAUAGAUGCAUUUCACAAACAAAGAGAUGUUAUUCCACUGGACAUGAAUGGUGAUGCUGGGGAAUCUGAUGAAGAUAAUGAACAGCCCGUCUUUGAUGUUGAGAAUUUUAGUGAUGAUGAGGAUGAGGAUGAUGAUGAUGAUGUUGAUGAUGAUACCCAACUCACUGGCCUCGCAGCAAAGAUUGCAAGGCAACAGAAAUUUUUACGGGCAAAGAUUGGUGGAGUUGAGGAUGAAAUGCAUGAAGAAGAAGAAGAUGAGGAAGAAAAGAAAACUGUAUGGGGUAGGAGAAAGAGUGAUUAUUACAGUGCUGAUAAUGUUGAUUAUGAGCUACAAUCAAGCGAUGAGGAACUCCCUGCAGAGGAGGAGGCAGAGGUGAUGAGAUUGCAGAGGGAAAAAGCAAAAUUUUUAUCAAUGGAAGACUUUGGCAUUGAAGAUGCCAAUCAGGAUGAGAGUGAUGGAGAGCCAACCAUGGAGGAAAUUAUGGUUAAAGGAAAAACCACAUCAAAGUCUCUAGCAGAUGAAGAAGCCAAAGAUGACACAGGUACAGCUUAUGAGGAGAUCAAGAAAGAUUUGAAUGCACUGUCAAAGGAGGAGCAAAUGGAUGUAGUAUAUAGUUCGGCUCCAGAGUUGGUUGGUUUACUGUCAGAGUUGAAUGAUGCACUUGAGCAGCUUGAGGGCAAAGUCAAUCCACUUCUGGCCAAGGUUAAAGGACAAAACACUAAAGAAGGAACGCGCUAUUUGGAGGUGAAACAGAUUCUUUUGCUAGCCUAUUGCCAAGCUAUUACCUUUUAUCUUCUUCUCAAGUCAGAAGGGCAGCCAGUUCGUGAUCAUCCAGUCAUAGCUCGUCUUGUAGAGAUCAAGAGCUUAUUGGACAAGAUGAAACAACUUGAUGAAAAUCUUCCGUCAGAUCUUGAGGAGUUUCUAGAUAAAAGUCAUGGAGCUGAAACAAAAGAAAUGUUGGUUAGAGAGGCUUCUAAGUUGGCAUCUGAUUCCUUCACCAAGGAGCAUGAGUCAGCUCAAAAACAAGAGAUAGUGAUGCACAAGAAGGCGGCAAAGUCAGUAGAUGAGAUGAGGGAGAGCAAAGAAGGGAAAAGCAAGCAUCAGAACGAUCAAGUUGGUUUACAGAGCAUGGAAAUGUUAAAAGUAAGAGCUGCUCUUGAGGACAAGUUGAAGCAGAAAGGUGUUUUUAGUUCCAUUACACCAAAGCCUGAUAGGGCUCAGAAACGUCUACAACCAGUAAACAGACAGCUUGAGACAUUAGAUGAUUUUGAUGAUGAUGCUAUGGAUGUGGAGGGCAGAACUGGCGGAUUGACCAAUGGGCAAGCUGGUUCAUUGCCUUCAAGUAAACUUUCCCACCUUGUGAGUGCUAACGUGAAGAAGCCCAAGAUUGUUUCUGGUGAUGAUGAUUUACCAAAGAGGGAUGAUAUUGGAGAAAGGCGGAGGAAGCAUGAGCUUCGGGUUCUAGCAGGAGCUGGAAUUGAGCCUAUGGAUGAUGACGAGGACGGGAUUGGCACUGUUGGUGUUGACAAAGAUGCUAAUAUGGAUGAUAACGACAGUGGAACUGAAGAGUCUGAAGAUGAAUUCUACAAACAAGUGAAACAACUACGAGCUGCAAAACUUGCUGCCAAAGAGGAGAUUUAUUCAAGCAGAACCUCAGCAGCCCAGACCUCAGCUGAACCAGAAAUACUAGAGGAUGGAAAGCGGCAGAUUUCUUAUCAGAUGGAGAAGAACAAAGGGUUAACACGCGCUCGCAAGAAGCUGACCAAAAAUCCCAGGAAGAAGUACAAGUUGAAGCACCAGAAGGCAGUGGUGCGCCGGAAAGGGCAGGUCCGGGAGAUCAGGAAGGCCACCGGUCCAUAUGGUGGUGAAGCCACUGGAAUCAAUGUUGGAAUCACUCGCAGCAUCAGAUUCAAAGGCUAAAAAAGAAACAUGGUUAUCGAAGAUAUCUUCAUUUCUUCUUUGCCAACUGCAGCAGAGUGUGCAGCAGCUCAAAUCUGGAACUUCCUCUUGUUUUUAAUUUGAGUGGAAAUCAAUGAUGUAUUAAGAUUGAACACACAGUUAAUGUUUAUGGCAUGAUUCAAUUUUCAAAUGGUAAUGCAUUAACUGAAAGAAUUAUCAAAUUCAAUAUUAAUUCAAGUA